AUGUCGAGCUUCUUGCAAUGCAGACGGGUUUGUCUAUUUUCUUCUCUCCGCCAAAACGUCAGAGACGCUGCGUUUUAUUCUCCCCCUGUUCUUAAUAGCAGCGUCAAUCUAGGGUUUCUGAUUAGUAGAAGAACAUUAUGUUCAUUAUCAGAAGUGAAACUAGAUGAUGUAGGGAAUCAAAACCCAUCUCUGAAAUCUUUCACAGUAUCGUACCUCGUCAACUCCUGUGGACUAUCUCUUGAAUCUGCUAAAUCAAACUCCAGAUUCGUCAAUUUAGUUUCUUCCAAGAAACCAGACACUGUUCUCGCUCUCUUCAAAGAACAUGGAUUCUCCACUGACCAAAUCACAAGUGUCAUCAAAUCAUUCCCUCGUGUUCUCUCACUUAGUCCCGAAGACAUUCUCUUACCAAAACUCAUGUUUUUCAACUCCAUCGGCUUCUCAAACUCCGACACGGCCAAAAUGAUCUCCUCUUGUCCUAAAACACUCUCCUUCAGCUUGCACAAAAGACUCAUCCCUUGCUAUGAUUCCCUCAAGAGCAUACUUGUAGACGAAGAAAGCGUUGUCAAGUGUCUGAAGCGUGGCUACAGAUGUUUCUCUCUAGACAUAGCACAGACUUUAUCUCAGAGGCUACACGUUUGUAAGGAGCUUGGAGUUCCGGACAAGAGCAUCAAGUGGCUGGUUCAGGCUUCUCCCUACACUUUCUUCUCCCCCGAGAAGAAAUUCAACGAGGUCUUGAAUAGGGUUUGUAGCUAUGGUUUUGAUCCGAAGAAGGCUGGCUUUGUUCACGCUAUGUUGGCUUUUGAUUGGACGAGUGAGUCAACCAUGGAGCGGAAGUUGAAGCUCUUUCAACGUUUUGGUUGGUCUAAAGAAGAUUUUGUUGCGGCGGUUAUGAGGUUCCCGAACUGCACGACGGUUUCUGAUGAGAAGAUAGUGUACACGAUGGAGUUUCUUGUGAAUGACAUUGGUUUGGAGGCGAAAGAUAUUGUUGCGAGACCGGUCGUGUUGGGGCUGAGUAUGGAGAAGAGGAUCAAACCGAGGAGUCGGGUGAUUUCUUUGCUUGUAUCUGAAGGACUUGUGGAGAAAGAAGAUGUGAACUAUUUCACUAUGCUGAAGAUGAAAAGCUCUGAGUUUGUGGAUAAGUUUGUGGUGAAACAUCAGAAGGAGAUGCCGGAACUUAUGCAAACUCUAAGGAAAGUUUGA
Messenger RNA from Eruca vesicaria subsp. sativa (arugula), 1200 nucleotides. NCBI's taxonomy places the organism in Eukaryota, Viridiplantae, Streptophyta, Magnoliopsida, Brassicales, Brassicaceae. The record is from the annotation of a GenBank genome assembly.